AUAAUAUGUCAUAGUUGUAAUGUUUUUUAUUAAUUUAAAUGUUAAAUUACGUAAACUAAUUAUAAAAACAUUAAAUACUUAUCAAGUUAUGGUGAUACAUUAUCCAUAGUGUGGUACCGUGGUAGUCAUGUCAGAUUGCGCGCUGGUAUCCAAUGUAAGCGAACACGAUGCGAGUAUGGAAGUGGGGAAUGACAAGUCUCUAUUCGAGCCCUCUGUUGAUAUGAUGGUAAAUGACUUUGAUGACGAGAGAACAUUAGACGAAGAAGAAGCUUUAGCCGCCGGAGAGCAACAGGACCCGAAAGCGGAACUCAACAGCCUUCAGAGGGAAGGUGAUAUGCCCUUGGAGGAACUACUGGCUCUGUACGGAUACGACAGAACCAUGGAGAAGGCCCCAGUAGCCCCAGAGCAGGUGCCCGAGGUGGUGCCUGAGGAGAUUGAGAAAGCUGAAUCAGCUUUACAACAGUUGUAUAGUGAGACUACUAGUCCAGAAGCCACGCGAUGCCUUAGGUCCGGCUCGAGACCGCCUUCCGAAGAGGAAGAUGACUAUGAUUACAGUCCAGAUGAGGAUGACUGGAAGAAGACUAUAAUGGUGGGUAGUGACUACCAGGCUGCAAUACCUGAGGGUUUGUGCAGCUAUGAUGAUGCACUGCCAUAUGAAAAUGAGGACAAGUUACUGUGGAACCCUAGUUUUCUAGAAGAAAAAGUUACUGAGGACUAUAUGAAAAAGAUAUGUUCAAUGAAUUCCCCGACAGGUGUUGAUGCUGUACCUAAGGGAAAACAGUUAAGAGAUGAUGAAGAGGCCCUAUUCCUACUACAACAGUGUGGUCACAAUGUAGAGGAAGCCUUAAGAAGGCGACGCAUAUCAGCCCAAACGCCUGCUCAUGCAAGCCUAUGGUCAGAAGAAGAGUGUCGUAACUUUGAAAAUGGACUAAAAGCCCACGGCAAGGACUUCCAUUUAAUACGACAACACAAAGUAAGGACUCGCUCAGUUGGAGAGUUGGUGCAGUUUUAUUACAUAUGGAAAAAGACAGAAAGACAUGAUAUAUUUGCAAACAAAGCACGUUUGGAGAAGAAAAAGUAUACAUUGCAUCCUGGUCACACUGACUACAUGGAUAGGUUUUUGGAGGAGCAGGAGGCUUCCGGUGCAGGGGUUGUGAGGCCAGUAUCCCCAUCUCCAAUGAUGGAGUUUGGCCCUUCUCCUGCCACACAGCCUGACCCUCUGGCCCUGGGAGAAAAGGAGGUGUUCUCUCAGCUGAACGCCCACACACCACCUCCACGAGCAUUGUCUAUGGAGGAACAAGAACCUCCAACAGGCUCCUAAUACAUGUAUUAUUGGCACAGGCCAUUCGUAGAGAGCACUGUUUGUAACAUACUUAACUAUGUUGUUAUUAGAUUUAAGCAUAUUUUUUCCUUAUUCAUAACAUAAUCUUUUUUUAAUAAUAUUUUAUAUGAAGGACUGACUAUGAACGGAUUUU
Molecule: messenger RNA, 1475 nt
Organism: Trichoplusia ni (cabbage looper)
Lineage: Eukaryota; Metazoa; Arthropoda; Insecta; Lepidoptera; Noctuidae
Product: mesoderm induction early response protein 1
Exons: 1
Coding region: 128-1321 (397 amino acids)
Biological process (GO): negative regulation of transcription by RNA polymerase II
Cellular component (GO): nucleoplasm
Molecular function (GO): transcription corepressor activity; histone deacetylase binding
Source: RefSeq, a predicted model, not a curated record